UCAUCAAUCAGAUCUGGACAUCUAUAAAGAUGUUUCUUUUUUCUCCUAUGGUAUUGAUAAUCAUACCUUUACUUUCUGCCAUUCUGUAAGCAUCUAACUUUUGGUUUAUGCAUUUGUGGCAGAUUUAUUGCAGGGGAAAGUAUCUUCUUUUUGACCGGCUGGCGUUAUUCCGGUUAUAUGUGGGGUUCAUGUAAUGGUUAGACUGUUAAAUGUAGUUUAGUUUCAUUUAUGGAAAAUCCCAUCAAUGUGGUCUAGUUUGGAAUGUUUGGAUGGAUAUAUGUGAACCAAAGCGACGAUUGCAGAAGCUUGCUGCUGUUGCUACGGCGAGGUCACCCCUUGUUUCUGCUGAAAAAAACAAUGCAUCACUCACAACUCGACAACCUGGAGCCAGGGAAGUUAGUUCGAGGCGUUGUCCAUCUCCAAUUACUAGAACAACCUCUAUUCCUUCCCAGUUGGUGCAAAAUAGAGCUGUUUCGGCUGAGGGGAAACGCCCCUCCACGCCAUCUUCACCUCGAAGUCCAUCCACGCCGGUUCAAGAAUCAUCAGUUUGUGUGCAGAUAUCAUCUAGAAGGCUAUCAAAUGGCCGCACACCUGAAAGUUUAUGGCCAUCUACCAUGAGGAGUCUUAGUGUUUCAUUUCAGUCUGAUACAAUUUCAGUUCCUGUUAGCAAAAAGCAAAAAGAAAAACCGGCUAGUAAUGUCUCAUUGGAUCGUACUUUGAGACCUUCUCCAAAUGUGGUUCAUAGACAACAGUCUGAAAAAUCUGCUUUAUCGCGUAAGCCUACUCUAGCGAGAAAGACAAGUCCUCUUAAAGGGAAGAAUGCGCCUGAUCAAUCUGAAAAUGCUAAACCAGUUGAAGGUUUACUUGGCCGAAUAAUAGAUCAGCAUCGGUGGCCUAGUGGAAGUCAUGAGAAACUGUCUUCCAAUUCAUUGAAUAGAAGUGUAGAUCUGGGUGAUAUUAAAAUUGUUAAAAGUUUAUCUGCACCAGUUCCAGGAAUCGGGUUAUCUUCACUGAAGAGAAUGGCAAUUUCCGAUAGUUUGAGUAUACCUCUAAAGAAAUCUGCUAAUGACGCUGCCAAUUUUUUAUCACUCGAUCGAAUCGGUCAGAUAGGGCCUGAGGCAAUUCCAAUUGAUGAUAAGUCUGUGCGGGUAUCUGGACCUGCAAGGAUCCUUUCGUCAAGUUCUUUGGACAAAAUGACACUGACAACUUAUGCACACAAAUCUCUGUCUUUGUCUGCUCCUGGAUCACGACCUCAGACACCAAAUAGAACUUCUGUUUCUAGGAGUGCCAGUCCUUCUCGGGCAAGAACUUCCACUCCACCUUCAAGAGGAUUCAGUGCAAAUCCAAGGGGAGUCAGUCCAUCUCGUACAAGGACAUCCACCUUUUCUAGUCAAUCCCACAGCUCAACUUCAGUUCUUAGUUUUAUUGCAGACUUUAAGAAGGGAAGAAAAGGUGCAAGCUACAUAGAUGAUGCUCAUCAACUUCGGCUUCUUUACAAUCGUAACUUGCAGUGGCGAUUUGCUAAUGCCAGGGCUGAAGCUGUACUGUAUAUUCAGAAAAUUACCGUGGAGGAAACUUUGUACAAUGUCUGGAAUUCUACUUUGGGUCUGCGGGAUGCCAUGAUCAAGAAAAAGAUCAAUCUCCAGCAAUUGAAGUUAGAGCUCAAGUUGAACUCGGUUUUGCAUGAUCAAAUGGGAUAUCUUAACAAUUGGGCAUUACUUGAAAAAGAUCAUGCAAGUUCUUUAGCUGGAGCAGUAGAAGAUCUGGAGGCAAGCACUCUGCGUCUUCCCGUAACUGGAGGGGCAAGGGCAGACAUUGAAUCAUUGAAAGAUGCUAUUUCCUCUGGUGUUGACGUGAUGCAGGCUAUGGGAUCAUCCAUUUCUUAUUUACUCUCAAAGGUGGAAGGAAUAAAGAAUUUGGUUUCUGAGCUUGCUGCAAUAGCUGCACUAGAGAAAAGCAUGCUUGAUCAAUGUGAAGCUCUCAUGGCUUCAACAGCGGCUAUGCAGUCAGAAGAGUACAGUGUUAGGUCUCAUCUCAUACAAACAAAACAAGCUUUGGGGAGAAAUAAGCAGGCAACGAUGGCAACGAAAACAUUAUUUCCAUGGCCAUGAACCAGCUGGUAAGCUCAUAGUAAUCUGCCAAUAUAUUAUCCUUCAAAGUGAGAGAAAUUUAUCACAAAAUCUGCUCUGCCAGCCCCAG
This is a messenger RNA of Hibiscus syriacus, 2199 nucleotides long. RefSeq names its product AUGMIN subunit 8-like. The transcript has 6 exons. Gene Ontology annotation, molecular function: microtubule binding. Gene Ontology annotation, cellular component: centrosome; nuclear microtubule; cytoplasm. Lineage: Eukaryota; Viridiplantae; Streptophyta; Magnoliopsida; Malvales; Malvaceae. The record is from RefSeq and is a predicted model, not a curated record. Bases 270 to 2111 code for a protein of 613 amino acids. Gene Ontology annotation, biological process: centrosome cycle; spindle assembly.